AUGAAGAUCUUCGCCCUCGUCGUCGGCCUCCUGCUCCCGGCCGCCGCGCUGGCGUGCACGAGCGGAACGUACCGGUGCGACAGGUGCAACUGGCAGGACCUUGCGAACGGCGACCAGGAGUGGCUGUGCGCCGACAUUCAAGUCUGCAACACGAGCGGCCAGUGGGUCACGACGCACCGGUGCCGCGAUAUUCAGCAGUACUGGUGGUGCCGGCAGACGGGGCAGAACUUCCGGUGCGGGUAA
This is a messenger RNA of Gaeumannomyces tritici R3-111a-1, 243 nucleotides long. RefSeq lists its product as hypothetical. Lineage: Eukaryota; Fungi; Ascomycota; Sordariomycetes; Magnaporthales; Magnaporthaceae. The transcript has 2 exons. The coding region runs from base 1 to 243 and encodes 80 amino acids. The record is from RefSeq and is a predicted model, not a curated record.